UUAAGAAAUCUGGGUCAAUAUUAUUAAAGACAAAAUACUGAAAUGGAUAACAUCAAACCCAAUUCACUUUCAAUGGAGGGAAAUCUUGCCAUGAACUUUGAUAUUUUUCUCAAAGAUUUCAAUAUUUAUAUGGAGGCUACUGAAAAGAAUAAGAAAUCUCCAGCAUGUCAAAAGGCUAAUUUUCUUAACUAUAUCGGAAGCGAAGCGAGGCAGAAAUAUUAUACUUGGGAUAUUGCUUCUAAACCAGAAGCUUCUUUGGAGGAAGUUCAAAAACAAUUUAAAGAAUACUGCAAUCCAAAAAAGAAUGCAAUAUAUGAGCGUAUAAAAUUUUAUAAGAGAAUUCAAAAACCUGGUGAACCAUUCGAUAAUUUUCUGAAAGAUUUAAGAGUGUUAUCUGAUGGUUGUGAUUUCAAUUCCGAAAAAGAUAAUAUGGUGCGAGAUUUUAUUAUACUGGGAAUUAAUAUUAAGGAUCUUGGAGACAAAUUAAUGAACACGAUAAAUUUAUCUCUUGAAUCAACCAUAAACACAUGUCGAGUUGCAGAGUUAGAAGUAACUAGAAUAAAAGAAGUUCAUGAAGUCUAUCCAACAGAAGUUUCAAUGAUUAAC
Episyrphus balteatus (marmalade hoverfly) is the source of this 606-nucleotide messenger RNA. RefSeq lists its product as uncharacterized. NCBI's taxonomy places the organism in Eukaryota, Metazoa, Arthropoda, Insecta, Diptera, Syrphidae. The annotation marks the transcript as partial. The record is from RefSeq and is a predicted model, not a curated record. The transcript has a single exon.